GGAAAAAUGGUGUUUCCAUGGGUUGUGAGUGAUUCAGAACUAGGAGAUCUUCACAAACAUUGCUACAGAUGCUUUAACACCAACAAGUGUAAAGGAGAUCUAGACGCCUGUAAAAUUAUCUCCUGCAGGAACAAUUGCCCAGCUCGCUUUCAUCUUUGCAAGGAAACUGAACAUUUACUGCUCUGUUAUAAGGAGUAUAUUCCCUGUCCUAACACUCAAUAUGGUUGCUCAGCAUCUUUACAACGUCAGAAUGUAAGGUUUGAAACUUAG
Eurytemora carolleeae is the source of this 270-nucleotide messenger RNA. Its product is annotated as F-box only protein 40-like. The record is from RefSeq and is a predicted model, not a curated record. Bases 7 to 270 code for a protein of 87 amino acids. Lineage: Eukaryota; Metazoa; Arthropoda; Copepoda; Calanoida; Temoridae. The transcript is spliced from 3 exons. Gene Ontology annotation, molecular function: zinc ion binding; ubiquitin protein ligase activity.